Messenger RNA from Gossypium raimondii (Peruvian cotton), 1741 nucleotides. Its product is annotated as putative E3 ubiquitin-protein ligase RING1a. The transcript has 11 exons. The record is from RefSeq and is a predicted model, not a curated record. Lineage: Eukaryota; Viridiplantae; Streptophyta; Magnoliopsida; Malvales; Malvaceae. Bases 147 to 1610 code for a protein of 487 amino acids.
GCCGGGAGCAGCAUAAACCUUUCUUUCUCUCUACCCAUUCGCUGCUCGUCAAACAUUGCACAACAAAAAAUAAGAUCCCAAAGAAAAAGCCAAAGCCAAGGUAAGAAACAGAGAAGGGGUGUGGGUGGAGAAGAAACAAGAAAGAAAUGCCGGCUCAGAAGCCUUCUUCCGAAGCCGUCUUCACACCAGAAGGCAGCGAUCUCCUGCUUCUCGAUCAGAGUAUUAACAACCAUGAACAACACCCCGUAGAAACCGAAGAUGCUGCUGAUGAAUCUGAUCGCUGCCCUUGUCCUUGUAACGAGAAUGAACAAGAUUAUGUUAUAGUAAAAUUAUCUGACGUACGUAAGGAAGUACAGUGCCCAAUCUGCCUGGGGAUCAUUCGCAAAACUAGAACUGUAAUGGAAUGCUUACAUCGCUUCUGUAGAGAAUGCAUUGACAAAUCUAUGCGCAUGGGGAACAAUGAAUGCCCUGCUUGCCGCACACAUUGUGCUAGUCGCCGGUCUUUGAGAGAUGAUCCUAACUAUGAUUCCCUAAUCGCAGCCUUAUAUCCAGAUAUAGAAAAACAUGAGGAAGAGGAAUUGACUUUGCAUGAGGAGGAGAAAGCUCGGAAUAAACAGAUCCAAGCUUCAAUCACCCAGACCUUGCAUCGGCAAUUAGAAGUUCUGGGUAGGAAGCGAACAGUUAAAGCCAAUGCGUCUGCAACUAUAAGGAGAUCAAACUGCCGCUAUCAAAGGAGAAAAUAUCGAGCUUCUGAACCUCAAGAGUCUGAUAAUAAUGAGGAUGCCAAUGAAAAUGGAAGCACGGGUUCAUCUUUGGCCGAUGAGGAUCUUACUGAGGUCAAACCAAAGAGAUUGAAGAGAUGGGAGGGUCGGUGUUCUCAGCCUUCAUCAGCUGCUAGUGCAGACGGGGUUGGUGACGAAAAUGAUUCUGAAGUGAAUAGAGAAUCCUUGGGUGUAUCUGCUGCACUUAGUCCCUCAGAAAGGCUUCACUUGGGAGCAAGCGGUAUUCGCAGUCACACAGCACAUGGCAGUUUGAGUGGUGAUGAAAAUGAUUCUGAAGUUAACAGAGAAUCCUUGGGCUUGUUUGCAGCUCUUAAUGGCCUCUCCGAAAGGCUUCAUUGGGGAGCAGGCGGCAUGCGCAGUAACACAAGACAUGGCAGUUUGAGUGGUGGAAAUGGAAAGAAAGCCCGAAACAGCCGCCUCCCAAAGUUGGUGGAUUGUCUCCAGAACCUAGAGGAGAAGGAUGAUGAGUUGGAUAUCCACCUGAUGCUUGUUUCAAUUGAUGAACAAAGAAUACCCUGUUUACAGAGGCCUUACCUUUGCUGCAGGCCUACGUUGUUGGUUAGACACCUGUGCCAGUAUGUAGCUCUUCAAACUGCUUUACAAGCCAGUGAAAUUGAAAUAUACCUGGUAAAAGAGUUAUAUUCUACGGCCAACAUGUCAACCUAUAAGAUUACCAAGCCCGGUUUAGUUGAAUCAGUCAGAGAUAAGUUGGAAGUUUUAAAAGAGGAAGAAACUUUGGGUGGACUUGGACGCCAAACUUCCAGUCAUAGCCAUUUGAUUCUUGCAUAUCAGAAAAAGGAGAAUAGAAAUGGACAAUGUCAAGUUUAGUGCCAGCCUUGUCAGACAAGAGCAAGAUGUUUCCCGUUGCUGUUACAAUAUAUUUGUGUAUGAAUAUACAUAUACGUAUAUACAUAGAGAGAGAGGGUGUUAAUAUAAGGAAUCUGAAUACAUUUUGGUUU